Messenger RNA from Leishmania major strain Friedlin, 3069 nucleotides. RefSeq lists its product as hypothetical. The record is from RefSeq and is a predicted model, not a curated record. The transcript has a single exon. The coding region runs from base 1 to 3069 and encodes 1022 amino acids. NCBI's taxonomy places the organism in Eukaryota, Euglenozoa, Kinetoplastea, Trypanosomatida, Trypanosomatidae.
AUGGAGGUGUGCGGACAGAAAAGGGUGGCAGCGACGGCAUUGAAUGCAGUGCAAGUGGACGCUGUCGCAGCGCUGCACGCAGACAGCACAAUUCCGCGUGCGCGUAAAGAAGACAAGGAGAGCUGUAGCAACAGCCAUGCCAGCGCCAAGUGCGCGCAACCACCGUAUACACGUCGCAGCGGCGGCGGCAGCAGCGCUGAUGGUGAUGAUUCGGCGCCUGACAAGCGCGCUGACGGGAAGGACAAUGGCGAAGAAGACGAGGAAGAUUUCGUGGUGGAUGAGCUGGAUCUGUACUGCAGCACCCCGGCGCUCCUGUAUCAGAGCCCGGUGGCCGACAUCACCUGGAGCGACGCCGCAGCCGAUCUUUACCGAUCCUCAGCAAAGGCAGCCGUAUCGGCCGCGCCACCGGCUGGGCGAAGAGCCGUCGCUGCAUUGUCCUCAGCCUGUGCGCCUUCAUCCUCAGCAUCGUCGACGGUGUCUUGCAAACCUUGCGGACGAGACACCCCAGUCGAUGAGAGCCAUCAUCGAGACGGGGACGGGCCGUCAGGCGAGCCGAGCGUUGUCAGUGGUGAGGAAGGCAGUGAAGCAGGUGACCGCCGUGUCGCCGGAGCGCCGUCGCACCCGCAAACAGCGGCCUCCGCGUACCUACGCGGCGCCGACGACGCUGGACCGACUGCCAGUUUUGGGGGGCGUGACGCCGCGGCGCCAACCGUAAGCAGCAGCCGUGACAACGGUGCAAGCAGCGGGCAGAGCGACGGCGUCGCCGGACAAGCACGCGCGUCUGUCGAGGCCAAGGCGAAGCGAUCUGCUAAGCGUGACAACUACGGAGCCAACGCUGACGCGGAUGUGUGCUCGCCGACACCGUCUCCGUCACGGCCUGCCUCCGCGCGUGUGUCCUCCUCAUCAUCCACACGACGACAAGGGUGGAGUGUUAACAGUGACCACGGCAGAGGCGGUGGCAAGCAUGGCGCCGGCGAUCACGGGGGUUCAGGUGGAGUUGCAUCGAUGAGCCAAGGAGUGGCAGCGAAGUCCACUCCGACCGCCACCGUCGAUGCCCAAGCGCUGUCGACGCCUCUGCUGCGCUUGUCCGCGGCAGUAACAACGGCAACGUUACCGCCAGUACGACAAGCCUCAGAGGCGGAGGCUGGUCCAUACAUGCCGCCGCUGAUGGAUGAGUUCGACGGCGAACUCCUUCAGCUGAUCAAGGCGUACUACACGCGCAAGCAGUCGACGGCUGCAGCAGCCACCCCAUUGUAUCCGUUACCGCCGCCACACGCUGCGGCGUCGUCGUCGUCGACGUUCCCGUCGACUUACUGCGCAGGCCACGCCCUCAAUCGCAUGCAAAGUGGGUGCAGCAGCGGGAGCGCGGGCGGCAGCGGUGGCAGCAGACUCGCGGAAACCGCGGCAGUGGCCGAGAAGCGAGAAAGUGGCAGUGGCUCGGACGCACUGCAUAAUUUGCGCCGCCCGCUCCUGUCGGCUGAUGACCGGCAUGCGUCGUCUGGUCUUCUGCGGGACCCCUUUGCUGCUCCCCACGCCGCUGGAACAGCAGCGGUGCGUGAUAAGGCCAGUGAAAGAGGACCGCAAGAGCUCAGGGGGCGCCAUCCCGGCGACCCACCUUCCUCGUACGUGAUCGGCCCCUCUGACGACGCUGCUCGAGACUCAGCUGCCGCGGCUGGGCUGAGGCCCGGGGAGGACGUGCUCCACCGGCCCCCUUGCAGGGGUAUGAGCCGCGUUUGUGUUCACGGUGACAGCACUUGCGUGAGCUUCGGUGCAGCAGCAGCGACGGUAGCAGCGGCCAGCUUUUCCCAGCAGCAGCACCCCUCCACAACGGCUGCCACCUUGUACAAUCCUAUGACACUCGGUGAGGCAGGCAGGGGACAGCACCGAGCCGCAGCGGCGAAUGGGGCCGCCAUCCUCGCCGAAGGCGCGGCAACCUUGCACCACCAAACUCGCAGCGGCACCAAUAUCAGUGGAGGCGGCGGAGCUGGUGGUGCGCUCAGCGGCGGCAUCACCAGCGGCCUCAGCGCUCUCUCCAGUCUGCCGUCCUAUAGCUCCACCUCCUUUGUGCGCGCCUACGUCUCCGACAUGAGCCUCAGCCUCCAGCCCGCCAUCAUCGUGUCGGCGCUGACGGCGGCCUUCAACAUUAUUGUUGUGUACUUCCUCCAGCAGCACGUGCUCGACACCCGUGAUCAUCUCGGCCUCUUCCUGAUCGGCAGCUACAUGACCUUUGCCUCGUACUACAUGAUCUACUACUUCCUCGAGCGAUUCUCCGACUCGUUUCGCCGCAUCGCGUCGCAGGAUAAGAAGUUCUACAUCAUCGGCAACCUCAUCAAGGCGGGCAUCCUCAUCUCCAUCACGCCAUUCGCGUGCGUGCACCUCGUCAAGAUCAUCGUCUUCGAGGAGUGGGAGAGCAACAUCCUGCGCAAUCUUGGCUGCAUCUACGCGAUCCCCGACUUUAUAUCCAUGGUCAUUGUGCGGCGCAUGCGGUGGUCAACAUGGGUCCAUCACGCCUGCGUCGUGCUCUUCAACUACUUCAGCAUCAUGAACAACUACCAGCACGAGAACGUGUGUCGCUGCGUCGUCGUCUACGCGGCCUUCUCGUCCUUUGCCUACUGUGUGAAUGUGCUCUUGGCCUCCCGCUUCCUCGGCGUCUCAGUGAACGUGGCGCGGGUACUGUCGUUCGUGGCGCUCGUCGUCUACGCCCUCUGCUGCGCAGUGAACUGGGCCUGGCAGGUGUACUACCUGCGCCGCCUCCUCAUCAGCGGCCACGAUCACUGGACCGUGUAUGUGUACAUGCUCCUCAUCUCCCUCGUCAUGUGGGAUGAUAUUGUGCUGAACAGUUGGUUGCUGCACCAUGCGCGCAACAACGCCUACGUCGCUUCGCAGCACCUGCAGCAGCAGCAGCAGCGCACCCGCCAGCAGCAGCAACAGCCGUCGCCGGCGUCAUCGCGGUUGACCUCGGCGCGCGUGUCACAGCGUCCCAGCCCGCUGUACCGUAGCCAGGACACGCGCGCCGUCUACAUGGCACCGCCGCUGCCGCCCACUGGGCUGCCCCCGCGUGCACCCUAA